GGGAACGGGAACGGGAACGGGAACGGGAAAAGGACCGGGAAAAGGGCCGGGAGCAGGCCCAGGCCCGGGAGCCGGGAGUCAACAAGAUGUCGAGCCUGCACAGGAGCCGGAUUGCAUAUUUCCAAGGUGUCCUGAGUGAGCCCAAAAUCGCCCUGGAAAAGCUCCGUGAACUCUGCUUCAGUGGGAUCCCUUUUGAGGGCGGAAUUCGCUGCCUUUGCUGGAAGAUUCUUUUGAACUACCUCCCUCUGGAGAAGGCCUCAUGGACCUCCAUCCUGUCCAAGCAGAGGGAACUGUACUCCCAGUUCCUGAAAGAAAUGAUCAUCCAGCCUGGGAUAGCCAAAGCCAACAUGGGCGUCUCCAGAGAGGACGUGACCUUUGAAGACCAUCCACUCAACCCCAACCCCGAAAGCCGGUGGAACACGUACUUCAAGGACAACGAGGUGCUGCUGCAGAUAGACAAAGAUGUCAGGAGGCUGUACCCAGACAUGUCCUUCUUCCAGACCUGCACCGACUACCCCUGCCUGCUCAUCCUGGACCCCCAGAAUGAGUUCGAGACCCUCCGCAAGCGGGUGGAGCAGACCACCCUGAAAUCACAGACGGUGGCGCGGACCCGAAGCGGCUUCACCAACAUGAGCUCCCCACACAAGACCCCAGCCCCGCAUUCGCUGAGCGAAUACAAGGUGCUGCCCAACGGCUGUGAGGCUCACUGGGAGGUGGUGGAGCGCAUCCUGUUCAUCUAUGCCAAGCUGAACCCGGGCAUCGCGUACGUCCAGGGCAUGAACGAGAUCGUGGGGCCGCUGUACUACACCUUCGCCAACGACCCCAACAACGAAGGGAAAGAACACGCUGAGGCGGACACCUUCUUCUGCUUCACCAACCUGAUGUCCGAGAUCCGGGACAACUUCAUCAAGAGCCUGGAUGAUUCCCAGUGCGGCAUCACCUACAAGAUGGAGAGGGUGUAUUCCAUCCUGAAGGAGAAGGACAUGGCGCUCUACCUGAAGCUGCAAGAUCAGAACAUCAAGCCCCAGUUCUUCGCCUUCCGCUGGCUGACGCUGCUGCUGUCCCAAGAGUUCCUGCUCCCCGACGUCAUCCGCAUCUGGGACUCCCUCUUCGCCGACGACAGCCGCUUCGACUUCCUCCUCCUCGUCUGCUGUUCCAUGCUGGUGUUGAUCCGUGAGCAGUUGCUGGGAGGGGACUUCACCCAGAACAUGAGGCUGCUGCAGGAUUACCCCAACUCGGAUGUCCAUCAGAUCCUAAAGAAAGCCAAGGAACUUCAAGACUCCAAUUAGCCCAGGGGAGGAGGGGGCAGCGGAGAAGUCCGGGGGCUCUGGAUGCCACCCUUCCCCCCUGGCCCGGGGGGUGGUCACCCCCGCCUCUGGGCCCGCCGGUUUGUGUUGGUCCUUCGGACUCCAAGAGGCCUCUUCCCCCGCCGGAGCCACCGGGGCAGCUGAGAAGGGGCGGACCACCGGGCCCCCGCCCCUUGCCUCCGUCUGUAGGGUAUUUUCUUCCCCUGGUUUGAAUUUGAGUUUGGACCCUCACGAUCGGCCUUCCGCAGGGUCCGUGGGAGAGGCAGGGGCCGGGCGGGGGGCGGUGAGUGGCGUGUCUCCCAAAGUUGAUUCAAACCACCAGGGACAUUAGCAGGUUAGUAAGGCUGAACUUGCCGGGGAGGCGGGAGAAUGGGCUUGGGGUGACUCCCUUCCUGACUCCACCUUCCCAUCUUUCUUUCCCAGCUCCUCCAGGGCAGCGAUUUUGCUGUUUCGUUGCCUCUUGGGGAGUUGGGGUGGAGGGAGGGUGUUAGGGGGUGCCCACCCCUCCCUUGGGUAUGUGAAUCACCCAGGGGCGGUGAUUUGUUGACUGGUGCUGCCAGUCUUUCCCUCUCCAGAGAAAAGCGGAGAGUGGCCCAGGAUUCCUGCCCUUUGACCUUUCCUGCUCACUUGCGCUUGUGCUCCGUUUCUUUCUCCCUCCCUCCCACCCCCAAAUCUCCCUCUCCCUCCAAGUUGCCUGAUCCCAGGCUGAUUCCCCGCCAGCCGUAGCUGGGUGGGAGAAUGAGCCGGAGGGGCAGCUCUCCGUGACACUAAAGCCUUAGAGCAGCAGGCCGUGCCGCUGCCUGACGUCUGCACUGUCGUGGGCCCAGGCGGGGCUUGCGACUGCUGCUGCCCCCUCGUCUCGGAACCGCCGUGAUCCGCUCGGAUGAGGAUGUUGCCUGCGGGGCCAGGUUCAGGUCUGCCCUGGAGGAAACUGGACUUCCCGUGGAAAAAUGGCCCGGGGCCCGCACAACCCUGGCACUCUUUCCUGUGCCCGGGGCAGGAUCCUGACCUUCACUCUGCUGCCUUUAUCACCUCCUUUCCCACAGGGACCAUUCGGGCUCAGGGCACUUGUCGGGACUCGUUCCUCUCCCGCCGCCGGUGGAGCCGGCCGGGAGCGAGCUCUGGGGAGGAGGGCAAGACCGGGAAAGCGAGUGGUCACUCCACGUCUCUAGGGCCAGCGGUUUGAGGGAAUUCAAGAGGGUCUGGGCUGAAAGGGGGUGGGUCUGGAGUCGGUUCUAAACAAGGGGACCAGGGAUCAGGAAAUUGGGACCAACCGGUGGAUGGAGGCCCCCACGGAGCGGGACCACCUCGGCUCUGUCUGCCACCGGGGAGCCCUUGGCCGACCGUUUUUCCCCCUGGUUCUGACAGGCUCAGUUUCCUGCUUUGUCAGGGCCCAUGGGGUGCCCUGGGGCUGGACUGGGGUGACUCUCAAUUUCUUGGAUUGCGCACUGGAGGGGCCACUGGCUUCCCCUCUGCCAGGGCUCAGCUAUCUGGUUUCUGGGAAGAGAGGGAGCCGUGGCAGCCCCCUCCCCUGGGUCUGCGGCUCCUUGGGUAGCAAGGGCGUGGCCGCACGGCUACGUUUAGGACGCAUGGGAAACAGAAAGCUUGCUACCUAUUCAACCAUCGGGAGCAUUAGGGUCAAUCGGACCGUCUCUUCCUGCACCCAGAGGGUUGGUGCAGUCCCGUGCCCCUGUUCUUCCCCCCCCAAACCCCACACAGGAGGUGGACGUGGUUGAGGGAGGGGCCUUCAUCCUCCGGGCAGCUCAGACCCAGCAGCGACCACCCCGCUCUGUCCACUUGGCUCAUUUUAACUGGCUGCUCAGGCCAGACCGUGCCUGUUUAACUCCUGCAGUAUUGGGAGGUCUUCCUAUUUAUUUGAGGGGCACGUUAUUUAUUUCAGAGGGGCAGAGUUGGAGGCUCUGCAGUAUGGGACCCUGAAGGACUACCCCGCCUGAACUCCGCACGUGAGGUUCCCCGGUUUUUAAAAGUUUCUGACCCCCUCCGACUCCCAAUCCCUUCCUCUUCCGUGCUCUGGACCCCCUUCCUCAGUGCUCCCCAUGGAGCGCUGCUUGCUGAACAGGAAGUGGGAAGGCCUGGCUUGGUUGCUAGUUCUCACCCAGGAGGGGAAGCAGAGCUCAUCUCUUUGGAUGCCGUAGAAACCCCGAGCCUUUGCAUCGAAGGGGGUGGUGAGGUUGAUAUGUGGGGGGGAUUACUGAGCCUCUGUCAUGUGCUUGCCCCCACCUGGAUCCCGUUCCUGGAUGCGGGCCUUCCAGGGGACCAUCUUCCGUCUCCCAGGGCUCUUCCCCGGGACUGGAGCUCUGUCCCGGGGUUUGCAAGAGCAGAGCCUCGUCCGGGUGGAGGAAGGGAGCUGUUGGAAGAGGCUGCCCUCUCCUCUCGGAGCCUCUUAGGAGGAAGCCCAGCGGGGACUCCAGGGGGCCAUCGGUCUACGGCCUUCUCUUGGGACCUAGCCGUUUUCUCUCUUUUGGUACUUUAGGCUUUGGACGAUGUGCACUGAAAGCCAGAGCCCCACUCUCUAACCCCACACCUAAGCCCCAGCGACCUGGGCCUGGAAAUGGCUUUGAGAGCGAGCCUGCUACACAAGGCUGGAAGCGGUGUGAUGCUUCAACAGCUUGCCCUCUUCAGAGGGCACUAGCUGCCCCCUAAGACUCUCCCCUGUCCCCCCACCCCAAUCCCACCUCCCUCGGCCCCUUAGAACAACUCCUUCGCUUACUCCGGAGUCCGGGCAGCGUAAAGGCAACCGGCUCACCGGCAGCUGGGAUUUUUACCUCAGCCCCAACCCAUCCGAACGGACGGGCUCCGGAGGCCGGCCGAUCCUGCCCACGGCACUGCUUGCCCUCACUCCCGUUGCCGGGAGAAGGCUAUCCUGGCUCCGCGCCAUCCUUCCCCUUUACCCCCAGUCUCGUGAGUCAGGGCAGGGUUGGGGUGGAGAGUAUGACUGGAAUUCAGGCCAAGGUUGUUCCUUGUGAUCUGGGGCUCUGCCUGAUACGCCUGGCAGGAGGGUCCCCUGCUUGCUGGGACAUUGUGAGAGGGGAAGGGUCUUCCAGAGGUCCGUUGGACCCCUCAGAGAUGCCCUCAGGCCUCGAACCAUCUCCCUAUCCAGUCGGGUUGGAUUUCCUCCCAUGACCCGCAGAAAGACCCUCUUUUUUUCUGUUUGUUUUUCCACACUGCUCUGAAUUGUUUUUUAUCAUUGCUGUUCGUGAUAACUUAUCUUAAUAAAUCACGUGUUUCCUUUG
This is a messenger RNA of Tachyglossus aculeatus (Australian echidna), 4561 nucleotides long. It is a transcript of the gene TBC1D13, whose product is annotated as TBC1 domain family member 13. The record is from RefSeq and is a predicted model, not a curated record. Gene Ontology annotation, biological process: intracellular protein transport; activation of GTPase activity. NCBI's taxonomy places the organism in Eukaryota, Metazoa, Chordata, Mammalia, Monotremata, Tachyglossidae. Bases 87 to 1289 code for a protein of 400 amino acids. The transcript has 12 exons. Gene Ontology annotation, molecular function: GTPase activator activity.